AUGUGCAUCUAGUUAGUUACUGAAAUCAGAAAGCAAGAUUGUAAAAUACUGUUAAAUUUUAUUCAGGUGUGAUCUCUUUAAAUUGCAAGUUCACCAUUUCAUUCUAGCUAAUUCUUAGUUUUUUUGCUAAUACUAAUAUGUACUAUAAUGCUAUUUUUGUUAAAUAAUUGGAAUCAACCAACACCUGCAUUAAAAGUAUUUUCUGAAAACUUAUGAAAUUGAUGUGUGAAGACAAAAAUAUUCUGGCUGGAAGAAGUAAGCUCACUGUGUAUGUUAAUUCCUUACUCUGUUUUUUCUGCAUUUAUUAUGAGUAUGACUCUCCUGUUGUCUCUAUUUCAAAGCCUCUACUAUUUCUGUUAGUUGCAGUUCAUGGCCUACUUUUCACUGCUAUCAUGAUAAGGUUUCUCUCCUCUUCAAUUCUUGUUCUGGUCUAAUAAAUCUCCCCUUUCCUAGUUUGCCUGUAGCCUUACUUUUUUUUAUUAUUCAGUAUUCUUUCCUUUUUUCAGUCUUCCCUUAUUGUGUAAGCUUGUUUUGUAGUAGUAUUUAUAUAAUAAUAUUGCUACUCUGAUUACUGCAUGCAUCAACUGAAAUUAAGCUUCAUUGUGAGGCUUAUAUUUAUUUUGAAGUAUGUGUGGCUGUCAUAUUUUUUUUUUUUGUAGAUAUGAGAUUCAAAAGUAAAGAUCUGAUCUUGGUUGGACUUUUGAAUGUUCUUGCUCAUAAAUAGCUUCUCUUUCAGAGAUAGAGUUGAGGCAAUGACGAGGGUUAGUCCGGAUUUCGGAGACGAGGUCCAGGCAGUUUGGACGGUAUCAGCAGAUGUCAGCUUUCAGACUAAUCAGUUCCCUAAAUACAAGUUAGGGCCAAAUAAUGAAAUUCUAGAGGAGAUCAAAGAGGACAGCAAAGGUCCCCCGCUGAAGGAGGUUGUUGUUCAGGAAAUUAGGCAGCUAACUGAACAGCACAAGCGUUUAUCUGUACGGGACCUGGCAAGCAAAUUCGACAAGAACUUGGCUGCAGCAGCGAAGAUGUCGGAGGAGGCCAAACUUAAGGAGGUGGCAUCUUUGGAUGGACACGUGCUUUUGAAGAAGCUUAGGGAUGCAUUGGAAUGUUUGAAAGGAAGAUUAGCUGGUCAGAACAAAGAAGACGUCGAAAAAGCCAUCUCUAUGGUGGAGGCUUUGGCAGUACAAUUAACUCAAAAAGAAGGAGAGCUUAUUCAAGAGAAAUUUGAAGUGAAGAAGCUGGUGAAUUUUCUCAAGCAGGCUUCUGAAGAUGCUAAAAAAUUGGUCAACCAAGAAAAAUCUUUUGGUUGUGCUGAAAUAGAGAGCGCGAGGGCAGUUGUUCAAAGAAUUGGAGAGGCCCUUGAGGAACAAGAAAGAAAUCAAAGUUCAGGCAAGCAACAGGAGUUGGAGGAACUAAUUGAAGAGGUUCAAGAGGCCAGAAGAAUAAGACUAAUGCAUCAACCAAGAAAGGUUGCGGAUAUGGAAAGUGAGCUUCGGGAGCUAAGACUUCAAAUUAGACAGAAGUGCACAGUUUCAAUUAAGCUGCAAAACGAGCUGGAAAUGAACAUGAAAUCUGACGAUAAUUCGACCCGACUUUAUGAGAUAAGUGGCCCUGAGAAGUUAGGUUCUAUUCUAAGGAUUCAGUCCUGUUCAGAUGAAGCAGUAGACCUUGCAAAAUGUUUGAUCCAGUGGUAUCGAUUGUCAUCUCAAUGCAGCCGCAGGGAACCUAUUUUGGGUGCUAACAAGUGUGUUUAUGCUCCCGAGCCAAUUGAUGUUGGGCGAGUUCUGCAAGCUGAUAUAGCAUCAGACUGCCUAAAGGUCACGUUGACAACUGAUGGUGCUAUUGAGCAAGCCUCAGACUUGGGAGCUUAUGUAGAUACACUUUCGCGGAAACCAAGCAUCGACUUCAAUGUGGUUAUCUCCCAAAUGAAUGGAAGGAACUAUUCGUCACAUUCGGUGCAUUUGUUUCAUAUUGGGAAAACAAGGAUCAAGCUAAGCCGAGGAUGGAUCACAAAGGCCAGGGAUUCCUACUCUAAGUCUAUGCAGCUAUGUGGAUUCAGAGGAGGCGGCAACUCUGCUGCGAAAUCCCUUUUCUGGCAAGCACGCAAGGGGCAAUCUUUCGUGCUUGUUUUUGAUUCAGAGCGUGAACGAAAUGGAGCGCUAAUGUAUGCCAGAAAAUAUGCUCUCGACUGCAAUGUGUUUCUUGCUGGUCCAGACGACGAUGCUCUGCUGUAAAGACUGACUUCUUCGUAGCUUUCGACUAAUGAUAUUAGUUUUUUCGAGUGUGCUGUUUUUUUUGGUGUGUGGUGAAGAUAUGUUGUGGUUUUGCAAGUCUAAUAUUUGGCUUCGAUUCGUAGUUGCAUUUGUUCUAGGCAUGAUUUUUAGGUUUGCCUAAGUCAUUUGUUGUAAUAACCUAUUUUUUUCAUGGCUAAUCAAUGAGCUGUUUGUUAAUA
Messenger RNA from Salvia splendens (bonfire salvia), 2446 nucleotides. RefSeq names its product stomatal closure-related actin-binding protein 1. The coding region runs from base 705 to 2228 and encodes 507 amino acids. The record is from RefSeq and is a predicted model, not a curated record. Lineage: Eukaryota; Viridiplantae; Streptophyta; Magnoliopsida; Lamiales; Lamiaceae. Gene Ontology annotation, molecular function: actin binding. The transcript is spliced from 12 exons. Gene Ontology annotation, biological process: actin filament organization; regulation of stomatal movement.